UGGGACUUCAUCAAGAUAAGAAGCAAAAUGAGAAACCACACAGAACUAACAGAUUUUAUCCUCCUGGGAUUGUCAGAUGACCCACAGCUUCAGGAGGUGAUCUUUGUCUUUCUGCUUAUCACCUACAUGCUCAGCAUCACUGGGAACCUGACCAUUAUCACCCUCACCCUGCUGGAUUCCCACCUCCAGACCCCCAUGUAUUUCUUCCUCAGAAACUUCUCCUUACUUGAGAUUUCAUUCACAACUGUGAGCAUACCCAAGUUCCUGAGCACCCUGAUUACAGGAGAUAAAACUGUUUCCUUUAAUGAUUGUAUGGCUCAGUUAUUUUUUUUCAUUCUGUUGGGAGUCACUGAAUUUUACCUGCUGGCUGCCAUGUCCUAUGACCGAUACAUUGCCAUCUGCAAACCUCUGCAUUACAUGACCAUCAUGAAUCCCAGAGUCUGCAUACUCCUUGUCUUUGCUUCUUGGUCGGCUUCAUUCUUAAUCAUAUUCCCAUCACUCAUGCUGUUCAUACAGCUUGAUUAUUGUAAGUCCAAUGUUAUAGACCAUUUUACCUGUGACUAUUUCCCCUUACUACAUCUUUCUUGUUCAGACACUAGAUUCUUAGAGAUAGUGGGUUUUUCCUGUGCUGUUUUUACGUUAAUGUUCACAUUGGUGAUAAUAAUUCUGUCCUACAUAUAUAUCCUCAGAACAAUUUUGAAGAUUCCUUCUACUAGUCAGAGGACAAAGGCCUUUUCCACCUGUUCUUCCCACAUGAUUGUCAUCUCUAUCUCCUAUGGCAGCUGCAUUUUCAUGUAUAUUAACCCAGCAGCAAAAGACAGAGUGUCUCUGAGCAAGGGAGUUGCUGUGCUAAACACCUCGGUAGCCCCCAUGCUGAACCCCUUUAUUUACAGCCUAAGGAACCAGCAAGUCAAGCGAGCCUUCCUGGACAGGGCAAGGAAGAUUGUAUUUUUCUCAAGCAAAUGA
Molecule: messenger RNA, 966 nt
Organism: Canis lupus familiaris (dog)
Lineage: Eukaryota; Metazoa; Chordata; Mammalia; Carnivora; Canidae
Product: olfactory receptor 6C1
Exons: 2
Coding region: 28-966 (312 amino acids)
Biological process (GO): G protein-coupled receptor signaling pathway
Cellular component (GO): membrane
Molecular function (GO): olfactory receptor activity; G protein-coupled receptor activity
Source: RefSeq, a predicted model, not a curated record